This is a messenger RNA of Owenia fusiformis, 969 nucleotides long. The record is from the annotation of a GenBank genome assembly. NCBI's taxonomy places the organism in Eukaryota, Metazoa, Annelida, Polychaeta, Sabellida, Oweniidae.
AUAUAACUGCACUUGAUAGUACAGAGGACUGGGUGAAAAUGGCAGAAUUAAACUAUGCAGUUGGUGGCAUAUUUGAUGAUAUACUUGUCACUAAAGGAACACCUACAAUCAUAAAGGAUGAUCUUGGGGAUCCAUUCCCUGUACACAAAGUAGAUGGAUAUAUCUAUCCACAGUUUGUUAGACCAACGAUUCAUGAUUACAUGAAAGAUUUUGAAGUCAGGGCUGAUGACAUAUGGUUCUUUUCAUAUCCAAGGUCUGGGAACCAUUGGAUAUGGAAUAUAGUAUACAGGCUGACCCAUGACCUACAAGAGGCCCCGAAGGGUAUGGAAGAGUUCUGUAUGCCUGAGUUGGAGACACAGAAUGUCAUCGGUUCAGUGCCUGCUCCCAGAAUUAUCAGAACACACCAACUACCAAGUUCAAUUCCAAAGACAGUAUGGAACAAUUGCAAGGCGAUUAACAUUGUCCGUCAUCCCAAAGAUGCAGCAUAUAGUUUAUACAAGCAUCAUUCAGCAGCACUUGUUCAUGGCUACAAUGGCACAUGGGAAGGUUACUUGCCUAAUUGGCUUAAAGGAGAGGUGGUAUGGAAUGAUUGGUUCAAGCAUGUACAAGAAUACAAGAAACUAGCAGAAAAUGUUGAUAUGCUGUUCCUUACUUAUGAAGAAACCAAAAAUGAUACUCUUGGUACCAUAAAGAAGAUAGCUGACUAUUUAGGUGUAAGUUGAAGUGAAGAAGAUUACAAGAAAAUGGUUGAUGAAACAAAGAUUGAUGUUAUACAAUCUCGCAAUCAAGAAUACGAUCCAUAUGCAAGAGAUGGAAGAGGGGCAGAUGUGAUGUUCAGAAAAGGGGAAGUUGGUGCAUGGAAAGAACACUUUACUGUGGCACAAAAUGAGCUUUUUGAUAAAGUCUACAAGGAAAGAAUGAAGGGAAUACCAUUUGUCUACGACAACUUGUUAGACGCUUAAGAAUAUG